Molecule: messenger RNA, 1780 nt
Organism: Rana temporaria (common frog)
Lineage: Eukaryota; Metazoa; Chordata; Amphibia; Anura; Ranidae
Gene: ACAA2
Product: acetyl-CoA acyltransferase 2
Exons: 10
Coding region: 97-1290 (397 amino acids)
Biological process (GO): fatty acid beta-oxidation
Molecular function (GO): acetyl-CoA C-acetyltransferase activity
Source: RefSeq, a predicted model, not a curated record
GUUAGGAGGACUUUGACCCUGAUAAUGAGGCUGUGAAGGAGAACAGGCCCAGCGAGGAGCGACCUUAUCCGGUGACAGUUGGACUCCAGACUACACAUGGCUCUGCUCAGAGGUGUUUUUAUUGUCGCUGCUAAGAGAACCCCAUUUGGUACCUUUGGGGGAGUUCUCAGGGAUCACAGCGCAACAGACUUGGGAGAGAUCGCAGCGAAAGCCGCGCUUGCUGCGGGCAAUGUGGCCCCUGACUCUGUGGACAGUGUGAUUUUUGGAAAUGUCGCUCAGACUGCCAGCGAUGCCAUCUACUUGUCCAGACAUGUAGGCCUCCGUGUCGGCAUCCCCAUUCCUGUCCCGGCUCUAACGGUCAACAGACUGUGCGGCUCCGGCUUCCAGUCCGUCAUCAAUGGAUGCCAGGAAAUUGCCUUACGAGAGUCGGAGAUCGUCCUGUGCGGAGGGUCGGAGAGCAUGAGCCAGUCUCCUUAUGCCGUGCGAAAUAUCCGAUUUGGAACCAAGCUGGGAAUGGAUCUCAAGAUGGAGGAUACUCUCUGGGCUGGCCUUACUGAUUCCAUGAUAAAGACCCCCAUGGCGAUCACUGCUGAGAACCUGGCUGAAAAAUAUGAAAUCUCCCGGCAGGACUGUGACAAUCUUGGCUACCGGAGCCAACAGAGAUGGAAAGCCGCUCAGGACGCCGGGCGCUUCACUGCAGAAAUGGCCCCGAUUGAAUUGAAAACAAAGAAAGGACCUGUAAAAAUGGAGCAAGACGAGCACCCGAGACCCCAGACUACCCUGGAGCAGAUGGCCAAACUGCCAACCGUGUUCAAGAAGGAUGGAGUGGUGACUGCUGGCAACGCCUCGGGUAUCAGCGAUGGAGCCGGAGUUCUCAUCUUGGCCAGUGAAGAAGCCGUUACAAAGCACAAGCUCACCCCACUCGCCAGGAUCGUUGCCUAUCAUGCGGCCGGGUGUGAGCCCAAGAUUAUGGGCAUUGGCCCCGUUCCUGCCAUUACUGAAGCACUGAAGAAAGCUGGCCUAUCCCUGAAGGACAUGGAUCUUGUGGAGGUGAACGAGGCUUUUGCUGCUCAGUACCUGUCGGUGGAGAAGGCUCUUGGCCUGGAUCCUGAGAAGACCAAUGUGGACGGAGGAGCCAUAGCUCUGGGCCACCCUCUGGCUGCAUCUGGUUCUCGAAUCACAGCUCAUCUUACUCAUGAACUAAGACGCCGUGGUGGUAAAUACGCAGUAGGAUCGGCCUGUAUUGGAGGAGGUCAGGGUAUCGCCAUCAUUCUGGAGAAUGUGGUCUAAUCAUGAAGUGCACAACGGAAAUGUAUUAAUAAUGUUAAUUUUCAGCAAACUGCCAACUCUUGUGUCGGGGUCUGUGGGAAGCGCACACUGUGCUGGAUUAUUAGUGCCUUGGAACUUUUUGUAUCGCUCAUACUAACACUUCAUUCAGCUGGAACCAAUGACAAGCCGUUGCACUAAAAGACUUUCUCCUCCAAUGCCAGUCUUCAGUCCUGAUUAGCUGCUGGAGGGUUGAAUUUCUCUCUGGCUUAAUUUCUACAUUUUCUGUGAUCCAGCAGUGACCUUAAAUUACAACUCGGAGAUGGUCUCGCUGCAUUUUUCAUUUAUUUUUGAUUGUAAAACUCUUCCACAGAAGCCUGAGGAAUGUAAGAAGACACCUCAACCCUCCAGUGACUGCCCAGAACGGAGAAAUCCAUUGAGGUGGACUGGCUCUCUAAAGAUCUUUAUGCCACCUGUGAAUGUAAACAAAAUAAAAAAAAUUAGAUCAGAAUUC